Messenger RNA from Acyrthosiphon pisum (pea aphid), 1775 nucleotides. RefSeq lists its product as uncharacterized. The coding region runs from base 332 to 1747 and encodes 471 amino acids. The record is from RefSeq and is a predicted model, not a curated record. NCBI's taxonomy places the organism in Eukaryota, Metazoa, Arthropoda, Insecta, Hemiptera, Aphididae. The transcript is spliced from 2 exons.
CAAAAUGGUAAUAUUAUAAUAAAUUUAAUUGACAUUAUUGACAUAGUAUAUUUAAUUGGAAUUGAUUAAAAACAAAUGUAAAUACAAAUUGUCUAUAUUAGCCCAUUGGGCGUAGCAAACCGUGAUCAGUUAUAUUUGAUUUGUAACACGCAUAAUAUGUACUAUUAAUUUGUUUAAAUUCGUUCAUAAAUAAUUCUGUAUAAGUAUUUGAAAGUGUUUUUUACCUACUGAAAAAAAUAUUCUUAUUCUAUUUUAUUUUAUUUUCUAAUACAAAAUAAUUGUAUAAUAGAAGACUGGUCAUCACUGCAAUUUUUGUUUAAGCUGUAUCAAGAUGUAUUUCCCAAGAAUAAUCACCUUCUCACUCAUACAACAAACACUAGGAUUUAUUGCAUAUGAUUGUGGUGGACCUAAAAUAAACAUAACGGCAUUUAAUAGUCUGAAUGUAGAUUUUUGUGAACUUCCGACCGCAAUCGACGUUCAACCUAUUCAGAGAAUUCAGUUAUUACAAAAAACAGACACUUAUUCGAUAGCUUAUAAAUCAUGUUCAAUAAUAAUAAACUAUUUCAUAUCAAGGUGCUCUAUACUAGAAGAUGCACAAAUGGUAGAGAAUGGCUACUUCACAGAAAUAUCAGAACUAGGCAGCUCACGUUGUUCGGAAAUUCACCAAAGGUUAAUUUAUCAGCUUCCACUUGGAGGGGUGAUUACAGGAUUAAAAAUAAAUGAAACAAGACUUUUUUCUACUACAAUAGCUGGAUUCAUUGACAGACAUGGUAAUUGCAAAGGUACAACAUUCACAUCAGAUAAAGGUACGUGGCAAGAUGUUAUUGUACAGGCCAACUAUAAAAUAAUUCUGACCACUGGGGUAGCAAUAGUGAAUAGCAAAGAAAAUACACUAAUACUCUCAACGGGCACUUCGUUUAAACUAACUGACCAAUACGGCAUAGAUGCAUAUAAAGGCGAAGUAAUAUGGGAUUUAAAUGUAUACGAUUGUGAUACACAUGAAUUCACAAUAUUAUACGAUGGGCCUGCAUCUAUGAUCACCUCGACUAAAAAUAAAAAUCAACAUACUUACUUAGUUGAAUCCGAUCAAAUAGUUUUUGCCCUCACCAGUAUAAGGCAAACAUAUGCCUGUAAUAUUCCAGUUAUACAAACAGAACAUUCACAAUUACAUAUUCUAACAGACCCUCUAUUUUUUAACUCCUUCAAAACAAAAAGCAUUUCUCCGCAAAAUACAGACUUAAUGGCUUACAUUAACACAAAAUUCGUUUACAUCGAAAACCGUUUUAAAUCGUCCUUAACUGCUUUAUAUACAGAUUUAUUACAUAAACAAUGUGAGUUAGAGAGGAAAGUAUUAUUACAUAAAUUAAGUUUAGCAACAUACAGUCUUUCGGAAUUUGCCUAUGCAAUGGGCGAAGGUCCUGGUUUCACAGCCAUUAAAGCUGGUGAAAUAAUAUAUUUAAUAAAAUGCAAAGCAGUUGAGGUAGAAAUUAUAUACAAGGACGUUUGUUAUAAUGAACUACCCGUAACAUACAAUAACGAAUCAUAUUUCAUGGCACCAAAAAUGAGGACUUUGCAGAAAUAUGGUACAGAAAUUGAUUGCAAUAAUCUAUUACCCUCUGCAUUUUAUCUUGAUGGAGAAUGGUUUUCAAUAACAUCAAAAAUAAAUGAAAUAAAAAAACCUCAAACCCUUAAACCUUUAAACCAUCAACGAAAUGGACGUGGAUAUACAAAAGCCCUGAACAUUUGAUGACGGCUGGGAUUUAUACAUAUAAUAC